GUCUAAGCUCCCACCAGACCAACCGAACCCAACCCUCGUUAAAAAGGCCUUUUGCCACCAGGCCCCGCCGCCUCCCAGCCGGCCGUCCCGCCGCCCCCCCCCCCCCCCCCCCCCCCCCCCCCCCCCCCCUCUCCGGUGCUCUCCAUUUCCAUCUCCCUCUCGAUCUCUGAGCUCUCCGAGCUCCUUCAAUGGCGGUCGAGAGCCCUCCCUCGUAGCUCCGAGAGGAGAAGGAGCUCUCUUGUUUCCUCUCAAAGUGGGAUCUUUGGCGCUCUAGAUCCAAGAAACGAGCAAAGACUGGGGCUUUAUGAUGCUCUGAGCUGGGAACCGAGCGAGUUCCUGGGAUUCGUUGUGGUUGAUGCUUUUGUUUCCAAGAGAAUGCCGAUUUCUCAUGGUGGUUCAGAGAUUUAGCUGCUGCGAUGAAGCGAUCGCUCCGCUUGCCCAUUAGCCUCCUUCUGGUGGUCGCCGUCUUCACCGCCCUCAGCUUCGGGGCGGCGCUCCGCCGCGGCAUCGGCGAUGGAUACUUGCCGGUAGUCGCCGCCGUGACGGCGCCGCCGCCACUCAACGCGACGCUCCUGAGGCUGGCGGCGGUGUACGCCGGGGAGGAGGACCUGCGGAAGGACGUGGAAGACCUCCUCGACGGGACCUUCCCCGCCGGCAUCUCCGGCCGCCGUGGGGGCAGACUCCGCGCGUUCUCCGCCUGGCGGCGGGAGAACCACCUGGAAGCGCGGACGCGAUCCGGCUCGCGACUCCCAAUCCGACUCCGAUCACCCAAGGACUUCCGGAUCUUCCCGGAGUUCCGCCGCGCCCUCCGCAACUGGUUCCGGAACCGCCGCUUCCAGCCGGAGGUCAUGGCGGAGCUCGUCGCCCUCGUCAAGGACCCCAUCGACGGCCACCUCGGCCGCCCCGACGCCGGCCGCCGCUACGGUACCUGCGCCGUCGUCGGUAACAGCGGGAUUCUCCUCAAGAGCGAGCACGGCGAGCUGAUCGACGGUCACGACCUCGUCAUCCGCCUCAACAACGCCCGCACCAACGGCUACCAGCGGAAUGUUGGAUCGAAAACCGACCUUUCCUUCGUGAACAGCAACAUUCUCCACUUCUGCGCCCGGAGGGAGGGCUGCUUCUGCCACCCCUACGGCGAAGACGUCCCCAUGAUCAUGUACAUUUGCCAAGCCGUCCACUUUAUCGAUUACACCAUCUGUAAUUCCUCCCACAAGGCUCCCCUCCUCAUCACCGACGCCCGGUUCGAUGUUCUCUGUGCUAGGAUAGUGAAGUACUACUCUCUGAAGCGGUUCGUCGAGGAGACUGGCAAGCUGCCAGAGGAGUGGAGCAAGGCCCAUGAUGAGAAAAUGUUCCAUUACUCGUCGGGGAUGCAGGCCAUAAUGCUCGCUUUGGGAAUUUGCGAUCAAGUUAGUGUUUUUGGAUUCGGGAAGUCAGCGGAGGCAAAGCACCAUUACCACACCAACCAGAAGGCCGAGCUGGAUUUGCAUGAUUAUGAGGCAGAGUACGCCUUCUACCAUGACCUGAUCGAGAGGCCGCAGAGUUCAGAUGUGGCAUUUGUAUUUUUGAGUCUGGUUUUCCAACUAGGCAACAUGAAUAAAGGGGAAAAUUAUCUUCCACAUGACAUUGAGUGUUCUGGUUACUGCAAUGACCUAAAUUGGUGGUGAGCAUCCAUUGUAAUGGACCCAUUGCAAGCUGUCAUUGCAUAUGCAGGUUACUUCUUGAAUCAUGCUCCAUUAUUUGUGAUCUAAUCAUAUCAAUUAUUUCUGCAAAAAAAAUGAAGAUGCAUCACAAGAAAUUCUCUGAUACUAGGUGAGAUAUGUAAAUUGCAAAUUUUCUAUAUACUAGUCAUCUGUAUUCUGACUCUGCUUUUCAGCUGGCUCUUUCUGCAUCAUCCCCACCCUCCCUUAGUACCAGUAAGCCAUAGAGUGGGGCAGUAAGUACAGGAUAAUAACUGCAGCAGUCUCUUUUCCUGCAUGUACCAUUGACUCUUGGUGAGUAUCUUAUUGUUCUGGUCUCAAGUGACUGAUCUUGCAUAGGUAGAAUAACUUCUGAUGAUUUUGGUUUCGAUGUCUUAAUUUUCUCAGCAACAAUAUUAUCAUAUAACAAGGUUUUAGUAGUUACAUUGAUUUUAUAGAAGAUUUAGUACUUUUUUGUGAUUAGUUGCAUUCUAUAUAUGAGCAGAAGUAUUCCCUUUUUUCUUUUUUACUUAUUUGACAGGUCAUCAGAUGCUGGAGCAAGCAAUUAACUUGUACUCCAAACAUGUGUUUUGAUUUGGUAGCAAUUUUGCACAUCUAGUUAUAGUGUUUCAUUACAUCUGUACAUUUAAAAGCAUUCCUUGAUAUGUUAAGAUAUUUUUGUACAUAUUAUAUGUGCUUGCUUCACUCAAUGGAAUUUUGUUUGAGGAGAGAAAAGUCAAAAUUUUAAACUUCAAUGCUUCA
Phoenix dactylifera (date palm) is the source of this 2438-nucleotide messenger RNA. The record is from RefSeq and is a predicted model, not a curated record. Lineage: Eukaryota; Viridiplantae; Streptophyta; Magnoliopsida; Arecales; Arecaceae.